Drosophila albomicans is the source of this 603-nucleotide messenger RNA. Its product is annotated as crustapain-like. Lineage: Eukaryota; Metazoa; Arthropoda; Insecta; Diptera; Drosophilidae. The record is from RefSeq and is a predicted model, not a curated record. The transcript has a single exon. The annotation marks the transcript as partial. Gene Ontology annotation, molecular function: cysteine-type endopeptidase activity. Gene Ontology annotation, cellular component: lysosome.
AAUCAAGGAUCCUGUGCCUCCUGUUGGGCUUUCUCUGCAGUUGGCUCACUCGAAAGUCACCACUUUAUAACCUCAUACCAGAGAGUAUCCCUGUCCGAGCAAAAUUUGGUGGACUGCACAAGAGGUUAUCCCUAUUACAACCAAGGCUGUUCAGGCGGCUGGCCGAUUGAAGCAUUGAAUUAUGUUAGGGACAAUGGUGGUAUAAACACUGCCAGCUAUUAUCCGUAUGAAGGACAAGACAACACUUGCCGAUACAAUAAGAACAAUAUUGGAUCAAAAAUCUCUGCUGUUAUACAAAUUGCUAGUGGAAAUGAAGCCGCAUUGGCAUCCGCCGUCGCCAAUAAGGGACCCAUCUCGGUGUGUGUCGACGCCUCCCUGUUCCAAUAUUACCAAAGUGGCGUCUUAAAUGAACCGUCGUGCUCUCAAUCUGUAGACCAUUGUGUAGUUAUCGAUGGAUACGGCACCGAUUCAGUUGGAGGAGAUUAUUGGUUGGUGAGGAAUUCUUGGGGGGAGAAUUGGGGAGAAAAGGGAUAUAUUCGCAUGGCUCGCAAUCGCAAUAAUCAAUGUGCUAUUGCCAGUUAUGCAAUUUAUCCUUUAGUUUAA